GGGCUCGCGGUGCCUUGUGGGAAGGCGGUGCAGGCGGGGGUCGGGGGAGUCGCAGCGGGUCUGAGGGGCUGUGGUGCCCACGUUGACGGCCCGGACAGGUUUAUGGAGAAGUGACUCUGUAAGUUGAGGAUUAUUUGUCAACCUAUUUAAUUCUCAGAGUUUUGUUAUUCAAAACUGCAGACCAUAAUGACUUCAACAAAUAAAGCAGUUGAAUUACAACUACAAGUGAAGCAAAAUGCAGAAGAAUUACAAGACUUUAUGAGGGAUUUAGAGAACUGGGAAAAAGACAUUAAACAAAAGGAUAUGGAACUGAGAAGACAGAGUGGUGUUCUUGAAGAGAGUUUACCUCCUAUUCGAAAUGGAAAUUUUAGGAAAAAGAAGAAAAGGAAAGCAAAAGAUUCCUCUAAAAAAGCCAAGGAGGAAAACACUAAAAACAGGAUAAAAUCAUAUGAUUAUGAGGCAUGGUCAAAACUUGAUGUGGACAGUAUUCUUGAUGAGCUUGAUAAAGAAGACAGUAACCACGAUUCUGUGUCUCAGGAGUCGGAGUCAGAAGAAGAUGGGAUUCAUGUAGAUUCACAGAAGGCUCUUACUCUAAAAGAAAAGGGCAAUAAAUUCUUUAAACAAGGAAAAUAUGAUGAAGCAGUGGAAUGCUAUACCAAAGGCAUGGAUGCUGAUCCAUAUAAUCCUGUGCUGCCAACAAACAGAGCAUCGACCUACUUUAGAUUGAAAAAAUUUGCUGUUGCUGAGUCUGAUUGUAAUUUAGCAAUUGCUUUAAAUCGAAAUUAUGCAAAGGCUUAUGCCAGACGAGGAGCUGCUCGAUUUGCUUUGCAAAAAUUAGAGGAUGCCAAAAAAGAUUAUGAAAAAGUAUUAGAACUGGAACCAAAUAAUUUUGAAGCAACAAAUGAACUCAGGAAAAUCAACCAGGCUUUAACAUCCAAAGAAAACUAUCCAAAGGAAGCUGCUAUAGUGAUUAAAUCAACUGAAGGAGAGAAGAAACAAAUUGCAGAACAGCAGAUCAAGCAGCAAGCUAUUUCAGAGAAAGAUCUGGGGAAUGGAUUUUUCAAAGAGGGGAAAUAUGAGAGAGCAAUUGAAUGCUAUACUAGAGGGAUAGCAGCAGAUGGCGCUAAUGCCCUUCUUCCAGCUAACAGAGCAAUGGCCUAUCUGAAGAUUCAGAAAUAUGAAGAAGCUGAAAGAGACUGCACACAAGCUAUUUCAUUAGAUGGCUCUUAUUCUAAAGCUUUUGCCAGAAGAGGGACUGCAAGAACAUUUUUGGGAAAGAUAAAUGAAGCCAAACAAGAUUUUGAAACUGUUCUACUUCUGGAACCUGGAAACAAGCAAGCAAUAACUGAACUUUCCAGAAUUAAAAAGGAAUUAAUUGAGAAAGGACACUGGGAUGAUGUUUUUCUUGAUUCCACGCAAAGACAAAAUUUGGUAAAACCCAUUGAUAACCCACCUCAUCUCGGAUCAGCUAAACCACUCAAGAAGGUUAUUAUUGAAGAGACUGGUAAUUUGAUACAGACUAUUGAUGUGCCAGACAGCACUACUGCUGCUGCUCCAGAGAGUAAUUGUGUUAAUCUAGCAAAUAGAAUAGCAGCCACAGCCACUGCAAGUAAGAAGAGUUCCGGCCAAGAUGACCUUUUGCCCUCAAGUGAUACUCCAAGAGCAAAAGUAUUGAAAAUAGAAGAAAUUAGUGAUACUUCAGCUCUGCAACCACAAGUCAAUUUGAAACAGGAUGAAUGUCAGUCUUCCAGUGAGAAGAUUUCUACAAAGGUGGAACAAACCCCUGCUCAGUUUGUCGCAACUGUUCUACCUCCAAUUCCUGCCAACUCGUUCCAACUUGAAUCUGAUUUCAGACAGCUGAAAAGUUCUCCAGAUAUGUUGUAUCAGUAUUUAAAGCAAAUUGAACCAUCCUUGUAUCCGAAGUUAUUUCAGAAAAAUCUAGAUCCAGAUGUGUUCAACCAGAUUAUUAAAAUUCUGCAUGACUUUUACAUUGAGAAAGAAAAGCCGUCACUUAUCUUUGAAAUCUUACAAAGACUUUCUGAACUAAAAAGGUUUGAUAUGGCGGUGAUGUUUAUGUCAGAACCUGAGAAAAAGAUUGCACGUGUAUUAUUCAAUCACAUAGACAAAUCAGGAUUAAAAGAUAAUUCUGUUGAAGAACUCAAGAAAAGAUAUGUUAGGGGCCAAGCCUAGUUUCUCAGUAAUUCCUCUGGAGUUCUUUACUCUUUAUUGUCCCAAAUCCUGUAUCAUGAUGCUUAUACGUUAUGAGACUUUCAAGUUACAAUCCAGUGAUCACUUUGGAAUCAGCUCUCUUUGAGCAUUGAUAAGUAACUGAUCCUGAGACCUUGACCACCCUUAUGUGCUCGGACCCUUGCUUGUUUGCUAAACCUUUUCUGCUUAUCAAGUUUUGGGUUCAAGUCUUCUUUGCUGUUGGAAGUUUAAUGACUCGGGAAUAACUUGGCAACUCUAAGCCUGUGUUUUCAAAUAAGGCAUUAUGAGUGUGAAAAUAGGUAAUUCAUGAAAAAUACUUAGGAGGGCUGAGGAUGUAGUUUGGCAAUAGAAUGCUUGCCUAGCAUGCUAGUGUGCUUGAGGCCCUGGGUUUGAUCUCCUGCUUCAGGAGUGGGGGAAGCUUAGGAAAGUUCCUGGGACCAGUGAGAGUGAAUAAUAUUAAGACUUUCUAUGGCUAGGUCUUGGGGGAGAUGUUUUGUCUUACACUGUAAUCCUCAUAGCAACCUGUCUUAGUUAUUUUCCUCAUUGCUGAGGCAGAAUACCCAACACCUAAUGUUAAAGGAGGAAAGGUUUAUUUCAGCUCAUGGUUUGUAGAGGUUACAGUCCCUAGUUGGCUGGCUCUAAGCCAGGGUGGCAUAGCAGAGGGGCAUCAACUAGGGAGUAGACAGUGAAGCAGCAGAAGCUGCAGCCUACCUCUCUUUUAUCCCUUCUAGGCUACCCACAUUUUGGGUGGUGCCUCACACCCAGGGUGAGCCUUCCUGUUAUCCAUACCAGAACUAUGCUGAACCAGUCAGUGGACUAAUUUAAUAAUCACACACCCUUAAUCCCAGCAUCUCACAACCUAGAUCACCCACCUCUUAAAAGCCCCACCUAUGAGUGCAGGAGGCUUCUGGGGGAUGUCUAGACACAAUCUGCCAAGUUGUUUCUACUACUGUAACACAACCCUACCAAACAGUUUCUUUCCACUCCCAUUUUUUUUGGUAUUGGGGAUUGAACUCAGGACCUUGUGCUUGCGAGGCAGGUGGCGGCACCACUGAGUUACAUCCCUGCCCCUCCACUUCCAUUUUAAAGAUAGCAAAAAUAUAAGACCAAGAGAAAUUAAGCAAUCCUUCAAGGUCAUGAAACUUGUAAAUGAUAAACCUGUGAAUGAUAAUGCCAGGAUUUAAACUGAAACCCUCUCUUCUUCAGAGGAUAUGGUGAUAAUUAAGAUGGAGGAGCCAUCUAGGCUCAGACACAAAGGGGUAGAAAGACAAAUCUAAGUGACCAAGGAGAAAGCAUGGUCUAGGUAGACAGAACAUCUUGGAAUGUUCUUGAAUGGAGGUGUAUGAGAAGACACAUUCAGAUUUGCAGCAGUAGCAUGUUGAGGCACUUGGCUGGAGGAAUGGGGUGAAAGUAUGGCAGCCAGAUGACAAAGGGCUUUUGGUGAGGUGACAGAUGCCUGUUUUCUGAAAGUGACCAAUAGCCACGGGCUUCAUUUUAAAAAUAAGGAUAUUAAAGCAUAAUUGAGGUCCAUUAUGGGUUAUAUACAUUGCUCAUUGUUACCCGAUUAAAAAGUAGUGGAGCAGAAGUACUAUACCAGGUAAUCUGAUUCCAGACACCACAAGCCUGGUGACCAUUGCAUGGCAUAUUCUCUUGGAGGAAUGAGGAAGACAGUGGAUUUCAGAUCUGCAUAGGAGGGCGAAUCAGUAGGAUCGGUGGCAGUCAUUCAUCUGUUCAGUCAUUUUUUGAGUGUCUAUAUUGUGCCCAUUGGGGAAUGAAGCGCUGGAGAAAAGUUUUCACCUUCCAGUAACUCAGUGUUCUCUUUCAUUUGGUUUGCAUUUGUUUAUUCCUCAUGUAUGCACAUUCUGACUACAAACUAGAUUUUGAACUCUUGUGUAUGUCUUAUGGUUUGUGUCUAGAUGUCUUCUCCAAAGCUUCAUGCGGUCAUAGAUGGCGUUUUCAGAGGCGGCUAAAUCUAGAGUGUAUGAUGCUGGGAUUAAGGGGGUGUGGUUACUAAGCCAGUCCACUGAAUGGUUUGGCACUGUGCUAAUCCUGUUAAUCUGGGUGAGAUAAAAGGGGCAGAAAGAUGCUGUUAAGGUCCUUUGUUGCUUUUGCUAUCUUGUGGCUACCAUGAACUGUUCUCUGCUUUGAAGCCCCUGUGCCAAGCCAUACUCCCUUGGAGCCAGCUGAAACUGUAAGCCAAAUAAAACUUUCCUAUUUAA
Heterocephalus glaber (naked mole-rat) is the source of this 4427-nucleotide messenger RNA. RefSeq names its product RNA polymerase II associated protein 3 (gene Rpap3). Gene Ontology annotation, molecular function: protein binding. NCBI's taxonomy places the organism in Eukaryota, Metazoa, Chordata, Mammalia, Rodentia, Bathyergidae. Gene Ontology annotation, cellular component: protein folding chaperone complex. The record is from RefSeq and is a predicted model, not a curated record.